Messenger RNA from Plutella xylostella (diamondback moth), 1106 nucleotides. The record is from RefSeq and is a predicted model, not a curated record. Lineage: Eukaryota; Metazoa; Arthropoda; Insecta; Lepidoptera; Plutellidae.
GGAACACGACAGGAUCUGGAAAAUGCAAAUUGGUCAGGACAAGUGACGGGCAAAGACUGCAAGAAUAGUUUCCGAGCAAGUUGUGUUGUAGUAAGGCUGGGUUUGGCUUGGCUGAUCUCGGUAUUGCCAGCAGUUCCUCUCGUGCGGCCGAGCGCAGUGCGCGUGCGCCGACCCGCGACUACCACGACCUUAAACAUUCACCGACCAAACAUUAGCGAGUUUAUAGCAUUAAUCAAGUGCUUCACAGUGAUACCGAAUUGAAGUGGCAAUAUCACUCGGAUCUCGUGCAGUGAAAGGCUCCUCGCGUCACGUCAGUGUUUAUAUGCAAGCAUCUAUACGGCGAAAUCGACAUGGAGCAGAACGACAUUAAAAGCACACUUUGGAAUGAAGAAGAGCUAUCCUCGGGUACGUCGGGCCCCGCGGUGUCUGCGCUGGGCGGGUCCACGCUGCCGGUGGCGAGCAUCGCGGGGCUGACGGUGCUGGUGCUGGUGGCCAUUGCGCUCGUCUUCCUGCUGGGAGUGUUGAUCGACUGCCGGCAACAGAAACUUCUUGAGAAGAAGAUGGGAGAAGUGAAACGUCUGAAAAAUCAGCGCCGGGUCAACACGAAUCCUGAAGGAGAAAGCGUCAGUAUAACCAGUAACAUGGAAGAACCCGGAUUAAGCAUUCCCCCGUCAGAGAUAUUGCGGACCGUACCGUGACCUUAGUAUCAAUAAUAAGUGUACCUUAUAAUAUAAAAUGGGUUCACGUGACUUCCUCAAUAAUUUACUCUAGUUUAAUUGGAAAAGUGUUAUUAUGUUAUAAUUAUGUGAAAUAUGUGCCGUAAUCUCGAAUAGUUAUAAUAAGAUACAAAGGAUUUCGUGUAAGUCUAAGUAUAGAGAUAUCUUCGUACUUUAAAAGUUUUUAUAAAUAAUAAUGGAGUUUUAUAUUUUACUAUUUAGUACCAAAGGGAGUUAGUUAUGUAAGUACUAAUAUACCUAUUACCUUAAUAAGUCGUAAAAAUUAUUAAGUACUUAGGUUUUAUUUUAAUGAAUAAGUAUUUUCUUAUAAAAUGUACGGAUAUAUACAUAUCAAAUUAAAUCAAAUGAAUAUAUUUUGUAAAUACAUAA